AGAUCAUUGAAUAAAUAUUUUAAAAGUUAAAUGAAUAAUCAGAAUAUAGACAUCGAAUUUCUUGAUAGUGAUGAUGAAGGAAAGGUAAAUGAAGACAAACAACAAAUCUAGUAAUAAAAUAUGUAGUUAGAAGAAACUCCAUCACCAAAUAUAUUUGCAGUUGUCAUAAUUAAUUAAUACAGCAAUAAAAUUUAACAUAAUAUAUCUAGAACAGAUAUAAUAACAGCUAUAGAGUAUAUAGUCACAAAAAUGCUAAAUGGAUCAAUGGUAUAUAUACAAUUAAUUAAAAAUAGAAAUAAAUAAGACCAACUGAUGUGAAGAUUGAACCUAUUUUAUCUACUUCAGUAUAGAAGGCUUGUUGUUUAAUAUAAGUGGAUGAUAAAAUAGUAAAAUAAUUAAAAGAAUAUUAAACUCCUUUAUAAUUUAGUGAUAAAGAUCCUAAAAAAGGAUUGACUGUGAUUUUUGAAUUUAAAUUUUUCGAAUUUAAUGAAUUUAAUGAAUGUGAUUUACUUAGUAAUGGGAAAUUGGUUAAAGAAUUUUCAGUUCUUAGACCUCCUUAAGAAACUUAAAGAUUUACAAGUAUAAUUUUAGCUAUAAAUAAAAUGGAUUAAUAAAUAUAUGCAAUAAAAAAGGUAAGAUUAAUGGGAACUAUUAGUUGGUAAAGAUUAUUUUAUAAUUAAAUUACUUAAAUUAGAGAAGUUAAAGCAAUGUUAAGACUUUAACAUCCAAAUGUAAUUAGAUUAUACAGUUGGUGGGUUGAGUAAGAAAUUAAUUAAAAGAAUUAAAAAUAUUUUUACCUUUAUUUACAAUAAGAAUAUGAUUCAUAUUUAGGUUGCAACGAUUUAUUGUAAUUUAGUGUUAAAUAUUUAUUAAAUGUGCCAUUAGAAUUUAAAAGAAAAAUUAUGAAAUCUUUGAUUCAUUAAUUAAUUUCUGGAUUAGAGUAUAUUCAUGGUUAAGGAUUUUUUCAUAGAGAUUUAAAAUUAGAGAAUGUUCUUGUAACAAAAGAUAAUGCUGGAGAGGUAGCAUUAAGAAUUUGUGAUUUUGAUUGGAGUAAAACUCAUUUGAAUGAUGAUGGAUAAAAGAAUAAUUGGUUAAUACUUAGUAAAGAUUGUGGUACAGUAGAAAUUAAUAGUGGAAUGCAAAAGAAAGGGAUUGUUUAUGAUGCAAGAGAAGAAUUAUUAUAAGUAGGAAUAAUAAUAUUAGAUCUUUGUGAUCCAUCAUUAAAUAAAUAAGACAGAAUACAAACUUAAAAGGACGCAAAAAUUAAGUAAAAAUUAUUUAUACUAAUAUAUUAUAGUUAAUUUAAACCACAAAUAUUAUAAGAUUAUCAACCUGAGAUAUAAAUCAUCUAAGCUUUACUUGGAAUGAAAUUUAAAUCAGUACAAGAAUUAAGAAAUUCAUAACUUUAUAAUAAUUAUAUGCAGAUGUGAUCAGAUU
Messenger RNA from Paramecium sonneborni, 1437 nucleotides. NCBI's taxonomy places the organism in Eukaryota, Ciliophora, Oligohymenophorea, Peniculida, Parameciidae. The record is from the annotation of a GenBank genome assembly.